Molecule: messenger RNA, 609 nt
Organism: Microstroma glucosiphilum
Lineage: Eukaryota; Fungi; Basidiomycota; Exobasidiomycetes; Microstromatales; Microstromataceae
Product: ribonuclease H-like protein
Exons: 4
Coding region: 1-609 (202 amino acids)
Biological process (GO): DNA replication, removal of RNA primer
Molecular function (GO): nucleic acid binding; RNA-DNA hybrid ribonuclease activity
Source: RefSeq, a predicted model, not a curated record
AUGGCCGUCCGUCCCAUCCGGAAUCUGAUGCAUCUCAGCGCCGCUGACAUCUACAGAGCCGUCACCCUGGCGGACCGUAUGAGAACCGUGGGACCCGAAUGGAUCGCCACCGACAAUAGCUACGCUCGACUUGAUCUGCCACAGGUGGAUGUCUACUGCUCUGGCAUCUGUUCUGCGGGAACUUAUGGGCAUACGGUCGCUGCUGGCUGGGGCGUCUACUUCGAUGAGCAAGAAUUCAGGUAUCUCAACGGUGGUGGCCCGGUGACAGGGCGGCGGACAAAGUACAGAGCCGAGCUGAUGGCUAUAUAUCAUACUCUAGUCAAGAUCCCUCCCGACCACCAUGUGGUCAUCUACACUGAAUCAUUCCAUGUGCUCGACUGCUUUUAUGUGUGGUUCGAUUAUUGGGAGGUCCACGGCUACUUCAACGUCGAUGGCAGUCGAGUGGACAAUAGGAGCCUCAUACAGGAUAUCAUGCGAGAACGAAGAUUGCACCGGGGCAAGGUUGAAUUACAGCACGUCACAAUGCCUUACGAGCGACCUGGUGUGAUGAUCGCUGAGCGGAUUGCGUCUAACGCAGCUCGCGACUGUGCUAGGUCACAUGUGUAUUGA